Molecule: messenger RNA, 1150 nt
Organism: Quercus lobata
Lineage: Eukaryota; Viridiplantae; Streptophyta; Magnoliopsida; Fagales; Fagaceae
Product: ethylene-responsive transcription factor ERF014-like
Exons: 1
Coding region: 183-845 (220 amino acids)
Biological process (GO): regulation of DNA-templated transcription
Molecular function (GO): DNA binding; DNA-binding transcription factor activity
Source: RefSeq, a predicted model, not a curated record
UCCCUCACUUUCAGAACAAGAAAAGGAAAAAAAAAGAAAAAAGAAAAGAAAAAAAAGAUCAUCAUUCAUCAGUGCUAGCUAGCUAGAGAGGCUUCUUCAACACACUUUCUCUACCCAAAAGUAUUGAUUCUUGAACACCCUUUUGUUCAACAAAGCAUUGAUCUUUGCAGCUUUCUACACAAAUGGUGAAGACAGAGCUCAACAAGAUCCUGCAUCUAGACACAUCAAAACCAAUGCCAUCAACAUCGGCAAGCAAAAAAAAGAAGUACAAGGGAGUGAGAAUGAGGAGUUGGGGUUCAUGGGUAUCUGAGAUAAGAGCACCAAAUCAAAAAACAAGAAUAUGGUUAGGCUCUUAUUCCACACCAGAGGCUGCAGCCAGAGCCUAUGAUGCUGCACUUCUAUGCCUGAAGGGGUCUUCAGCCAAUCUCAACUUUCCUAUCACUUCUACUUCCUCUCAUCACAUUCCUCAUUGUGAUACCAUUAUGUCACCAAAGUCUAUCCAAAGAGUUGCUGCAGCUGCUGCUAAUAGUACUCUCAUUGACACUACUACUACUUCUACAACCCCACAAUCACCUCCUACUCUCUCUUCCUCAUCAACUGUGUCAUCUCCAUCUAUGUCCUCCUCACCAUGUGAUCAACUUGAUGAUGAUGUUUCACAUUCACUAAUGCCAUCCUAUGAGGUCACUUAUGAGCCAAUGGCCAUGAUGGAAUCAUGGUACAACUUUGAUAGCCUGCAAUCACCAAAAUUCAUUGAUCAAAUGCUUAAUGGUGCCUUGUUUGAUCCACCAGCUGUGGUGGAUGAUCUGUAUGAAGAAAGUGAUAUUCCUCUGUGGAGCUUCUGCUGAAAGAAAGAUCAAUCUUUUUCGCAUUCAUAUUCGUUCAUGAUCUUCGAUUAUUGCUUGAAGACAUUACUGACAGUGACCAAAAAUUCAUUUAUUAAUUAGUGUAUUUUAAUUAGGACAAGAGAAAUUCACAUGGAGAUGAGACAUUUUUUGGACUCUCCCUUGUGGUUUUCUAUAUAUUAAGAGGUUGUAUGAUUCAAUGCCAAGUGUGUUAUAUCAAAUAUUAUUUAUAGUUUCUUCACAAAAAAAAAAAGAAGUUUAUUUGUAGUUUAUAUUGUAAUGAAAUAAUAAGAGGGGGAAAUUUUUCA